UCAAUUAAAUUUUCCACUAGUAAACAUAUGCUAGUGUGAGAGAGAAAUGAGAGAAUAUAAAAAAGUUGUAAUUUCCUUGUUAAUUGUUGGUUAGUAAACACAAAAAGCAGCGAGAGAAACAAUUAUUCCUACAAUUGCAAUUGACAAUUAAAAACAUCAUUACCAAUGGAUCCUAAUUGUGAAACGUUGGUGUUCAUGUUAACCAGAAAUUGAAACUUUUAACCAAAUGGAAACACUAACAAUCAACUAAUUGAUUGUUUGUGAUCAUCAAAUUUACUCGAUUGUCCAUCAUGAUUAAUUCUAAGGAAGAAUCAAACAUUACCAAUGGUAAUUAUCUCUCAUGUCGGCGACUUCAUCUCUCUCGAGCCAAACUCAAGGCUUCGUCUCGAACCUCAGCACUUUUGUCGGGAUUCGCGAUGGUCGCGAUGGUCGAAGUUUCUCUCAAUCCGGACUCUCGAAAUCCGAUUCCCGUUCCCUUGUUGAUUUCAUUCGUACUUUGUACUACUCUUCUCGUCUCCGUUCAUAUGUUGGCUCUCAUGAUAUCAACUUGUAUUCUGCCAAACAUCGAAUCAGAUUGUGAACAAUUAAGUGAACUCAGAGAAUCACAACCAACAUUGAAAAUUCAUUCAAGGACAUUAAUUGAUUCGCCUCAUGAUACAUUAUCUCAUUACAUUGAGAUCGCUUGGCUUUUCUCAACAGUUUUCGGUGUUUUCUUGUUCCUCAUUGAAAUCGCUUUUCUUUGUUGGGUCAAGUUCUGGGACAUCGGUGUUAAUCAAGGAGGAAGCGGGAAAAAAGCGGCCUUUGCCUCGACCAUUUUGUUGAUUCCCGUUUUCGUUGUAUUCAUCGCAUUUGCUGUUCACUUUUAUCGUAAAUUAGUUAAUUAUAAAUAUGAAAGAUCAGCUAAGAAUCUUGAAGAAUUGGUCACAAUGGUAACGAAUUUACAAGAACCAGUUUAAUUGUUGCAAUUUGUUAAUCAAUUGUUACUACUCUUUCAAGUGAAACAGCAAUUAAACUAGUGUUCAAAUUUUUGUUUUUACUUCAACAAUUAAACACAAUUAAUCAGUAAA
Molecule: messenger RNA, 1067 nt
Organism: Panonychus citri (citrus red mite)
Lineage: Eukaryota; Metazoa; Arthropoda; Arachnida; Trombidiformes; Tetranychidae
Product: calcium release-activated calcium channel protein 1-like
Exons: 1
Coding region: 291-956 (221 amino acids)
Biological process (GO): store-operated calcium entry
Cellular component (GO): membrane
Molecular function (GO): store-operated calcium channel activity
Source: RefSeq, a predicted model, not a curated record